Molecule: messenger RNA, 513 nt
Organism: Peronospora matthiolae
Lineage: Eukaryota; Oomycota; Peronosporomycetes; Peronosporales; Peronosporaceae
Source: the annotation of a GenBank genome assembly
AUGCGUGCGGCCGUGGAAUGUGCCUCUCACACCUCAGCAGCAGGCGAUUCGUCGCCAGUUGUCGUGAAUGUUUCACGUGGUGAGUCACCACGUGGAAUAGGUACAUCCGUUGCGUCUGCAGCGGAUACCUCGUAUCGUAAUCCAGAUGAGUCUGAGAUAGAAAUCAUCUAUUCUGGCAAUUCGGAUGAUGCAUCCAACUCGAAGGUGACUCCUCACGCCUCGGGAUCACUCGGGGCGGACGGUGCAAAAGCCAGGCUGUCUGGCUCUGGUCAGCGCGGCAGCAUCAUACCCGAGAUCUUCGGAUCGAGUGAUCACUCCGAUGAGUCUCCGCCUCACUCAAGUCCAUCCAACGAUAGGACGCGUGGAGAUGGUGGUGAUGCACCUAUUCAUCAUCACGAGCGAAGCAACUCGAGGAUUCGGGGUGUCACUGGUGUCAGCGCUCAUGCUGACACCAAUCAAGAGGCCGGGUACCACAGCAUCCUGCACCAAUCUCCUCAAGUGGAGUCUCCGUAA